Molecule: messenger RNA, 2175 nt
Organism: Blastomyces dermatitidis ER-3
Lineage: Eukaryota; Fungi; Ascomycota; Eurotiomycetes; Onygenales; Ajellomycetaceae
Product: amino acid permease
Exons: 4
Coding region: 1-1704 (567 amino acids)
Biological process (GO): transmembrane transport
Cellular component (GO): membrane
Molecular function (GO): transmembrane transporter activity
Source: RefSeq, a predicted model, not a curated record
AUGGCCACUAGCAAACCCCAACGGUUCUCCGAAGCCGAUAGGGCACAGGUCAUUUCUGCGCUCCCUGAAGGCGACAUCCCUAUCACAGACCAUUCAAUGGAUGCUGAUGAACGUGUCAUUGUUUCUCUAGGAUAUAAACAGGAGUUCAAGCGCGAGUUUUCCCUCUGGACCACUUUCUGUGUCAGUUUUUCAGUUCUUGGACUUUUGCCAUCGUUUGCUAGUACGCUAUGGUACGGUAUGGGAUAUGCGGGUACCGCGGGAAUGGUCUGGGGCUGGCUUAUCGCAAUGGCUUUUAUCCAAUGUGUUGCCAUGAGUAUGGCUGAACUCUGCUCUGCAAUGCCCACAAGUGGUGGCCUUUACUAUGCAGCAGCAGUUCUAGCACCGCCCAUGUACGGCCCUUUCGCUGCUUGGAUUACAGGAUGGUCCAGCUGGAUAGCCCAGGUAAUGGGAGCUCCAUCUGUGGACUAUGCCACAGCAGCCAUGACUUUGGCUGCAGUCUCGAUCAAUAAGCCAGACUACAUCCCGACGGAGUAUCAAACGUUCUUACUCACGACCUUGAUAAUGAUUUUUCAUGCGGUUCUUAGUAGCAUGCCGACGAAAUGGAUUGCCCACUUAAAUUCGUACGGGUCGGUCUUCAACAUCAUCGCCCUUGUGAUCGUCCUCAUUGCCAUUCCCAUAGGAACGACUAACUCUCCCAGGUUUUCCUCACCCUCAGAGGUCUGGGGAAAUAUAUACGACGGCACCUCAUAUCCGAAAGGCCUCUCAGUCCUAAUGUCUUUCGUCAGCGUCAUCUGGGCGAUGUCGGGAUAUGAUUCCCCAUUCCAUUUGAGCGAGGAAUGUUCGAAUGCGAACGUCGCAUGUCCCCGCGCCAUCGUAAUCACUUCCAGCUUUGGUGGGCUUAUGGGAUGGUUCCUCCAACUUGUCGUUGCCUAUACAGUUACAGAUAUUACAGCAGUGCUGGAAUCGGACCUAGACCAGCCGUGGGCGUCGUACUUGUUCCAAGUCAUGCCCCAUAAACUAGCAGUUGCCAUCCUCGCCCUGACAAUUAUCUGCUGCUUCUCAAUGGGCCAGGCAUGCAUGAUUGCCGCUUCCCGCGUUACAUAUGCAUAUGCUCGUGACGACUGCUUUCCGUUAUCCAAUAUCUGGAAAAAAGUAAACCCGUACACCCACACACCCGUCAAUGCCGUCUGGUUCAACUGUGUCAUUGGGAUAUUAUCUUGUCUGCUCAUAUUGGCGGGAGAUAUUGCCAUUGGCGCUCUAUUUUCUAUUGGAGCCAUCGCUUCAUUUACCGCCUUCGCUAUCCCAAUUGGCAUUCGAGUUCUGGUUGUGAAAGACCGUUUUCGGCCAGGACCCUGGAACCUGGGGAAAUAUAGCACCCCCAUAGGAGCUGCGGGAGUUUUGUUUGUCAUAUUGAUGAUUCCGAUUUUGUGUCUUCCGGCAACGACUGGAUCGGAACUGACCCUCAAGGACAUGAACUGGACCUGUAUCGCAUACGGUGGCCCAAUGUUCCUAAUAACCAUCUGGUGGUUCAUCGAUGCGCAUAAGUGGUUCAAAGGCCCUAAAGUCAACAUCGAGCAUCGCCCGCAGUUGCACGGGGAAGAGGAGCCCGUCGUUGCAAGUAUUGUAGCCGAUCUGAGGAGUACCGAGAACAAGAGCACCUCCUCUGCUUCAGGGAAUGAUGUUGAGAAUCUUCAGGUAAAGUGAUAGGCUUCGUUUCGUCUGUUCCAACAACUUGUUUCAUUUAUUGAAGGCAUAUAUGGUUAUUUCAUACCAUAUGGCUAUGGAAAAGGGGAGGGAGAAAAUUUAUGGAUGGAUAGAAGGAUUUCGAGAGAGUUCAUGGAGGUUAUAGAAAGAGGGUAUGUAUAUCUCCUCACUUUUCUUUUCCUCUCCACGCUUAUGCCUCGCAUCCACACGUGGGGCUGAAUAUCAACCUGUAUUGGGGGGGCGAUACCUGUGUCUUUAUUUUUGAAAGGAUGAAGGGAGCAGCACCUCCUAUAUUUCGGGUCCAUUGCUUUCCUCCCAAGGAAAUGAUUGGUUUAUUUUAAAUGCUCCUUCAAAUCCCGCCCACCACCACUCCUUCAGAAAUAAUAGCGGGAUAGGACAUCUAUACACUCAAUUCACAAAGCAAAAAAAAAAAAAAAACAGGUGAAACAAAUAGAGAAAAUGCCGAAUUGA